This is a messenger RNA of Procambarus clarkii (red swamp crayfish), 7453 nucleotides long. Its product is annotated as SET and MYND domain-containing protein 4. Gene Ontology annotation, molecular function: histone deacetylase binding. Lineage: Eukaryota; Metazoa; Arthropoda; Malacostraca; Decapoda; Cambaridae. The record is from RefSeq and is a predicted model, not a curated record. Gene Ontology annotation, cellular component: nucleus; cytoplasm.
GUCUGUGGCGUCGGGCGGGUUGGUCGUGUGUCGUCCCUCUCCACCACCACCACACACCUACCACCAUCACCUCCACUCCUGCAACACUCCACCACCACCCUCCAACACGAAUAUUUCCCGAUCGCAUAGGUCGCCUUCCCACCCCGCCUGGCUUACCAGAAAAUUCUCGAAACCUCUUCGUGUAUUUGAAAAGCUACUCGAAUUUAAUAAAUUAAAUCGUUUCCGAGGAAUAAAUGUAAUUGUAAUAGUCACCCUCCAGUCUUAAGAUACUCAUAAGGUUAUUUCUCCCACUUGUUCCCACGUUCUCCGUCUCCCUGUGCCUCAUUCUCCCACCUGCUCGUUCCUCCCUCCCUCUCCGCUCUCCGUAAGUUAUUUUUACCUUCUCGCAAAGUCUAGAUGAGUCCCGCACCUUUGGUGGCGGCGCAGUAGUAGGUGUGGUGGGCAGCUGUGUCGCUCCUCGUGCCCAGUGCCAUCCUCAAGUGCCACCGGGAAACAUAACAUCAAGGUCUUUCAACUCAAAGAGUGCCAGCUAGGGGCCUGCCGCGUCGCCGCCGUCGUCUUGUGAUUCAUCUGCUGCUUCAAGAAGGAACUCCCUCAUGGCCCUGGACGCCCCCACGUUCCCGGACCCGCUCCCACACCUGCAUAGAUCGCAGAGGAUGUUGGAAGACGCAGACCGUCCAGGGUUCUUCAAGGACUAUUAUAAGGCGGUGAGGAAGGCCACCUCCAACGACCAAUUCAACGAGUUCUCUAAGCUCAAGACAGACGAGGAACGCAUUCGUUUUUGCUUUAAUCUUCCCGCAGCUCACGAUAUUGAUAUUAGAACGUUUUUCAAGGGAAAAUCCGAGAAGGAGGCUCUGGAGAAGAAAGAAGCGGGUAACAAGUGUUUUGGGAGAAAGAACAAUUUGGAGGCUUUAAAACUAUAUAGCCAGGCGGUGGUAAAGGCACCUGUGCCCUCGGGUAAAUAUUGGAAGUUGAUCAAAGAAUGUGCCGAUCCAAGGAAGAUGACCCUGUAUGCCAUCUGUCUGGCCAACCGAUCUGCGGCGCUCUAUCACUUACGGGAAUACCAUUACUGUGUCAAAGAUAUAGAUGAAGCAUUGGAACAUCAUUAUCCAAAGGAGCUCAAGUACAAACUUUACAAACGGAAAGCUCGACUCUUGUCACAUAUGAAGCAGCAUGUUGAUGCCCGCGAUGCGUACCGUCAGGCUCUCAAGUGGCUAGAUUGGGCCAAGAUGGAGAGGGAGAAGAGGAUAGAGCAUCAGACUGACAUACAGAAAUGGCUCAAAUUGUAUGAGACUGGGAAGGUUGUGAAGAACUGGGAUAUACCUGAGGGCUAUAUAGAACCUUCGCCAGUGAUUCCCGACCUCGCUGAAGGAAGCAGUGAACGCUUUCCUUCACUUAGUAAGAAAGUUGAUAUUAAAUACGAAAACAACCAAGGUCGUUAUGCUGUUGCUGGUGAGGACAUUGAACCAGGAGAUGUCAUUGCUACAGAAAAGCCUUUUGCAUCUGUUCUCUUACGUGAGGAAUACGGAAGUCAUUGUCAAAAAUGCUUCAAGGUAACCAAAGCUGCAAUUCCCUGCAAAAAAUGUUCCAGUGUGUUGUUUUGUUCAGCAGAGUGCCGUCAGGAAUCCUUCUUCCACACUAUUGAGUGUCCAAUCCUUGAUCUUCUUGUAGGAUCAGGAAUGUCUAUUAAUUGCUUUUUGGCAUUCAGAUUGGUCACACAGUAUCCCUUAUCAUUCUUCUUGGAUGUUAAAGAACAGCUUACUGAAGAAGAUCCAAAGGAGACAACCAACAACAAGCAGGUGUAUGAUCCAACAGACUUCCUUCGUCUUUACCACUUAGUACAUCAUGCCGAACACCGCACACCCGAAGAUUUCUUCCACCGCUGCAUUAUGAUUGUCUUCAUGCUGAAAGCUCUCAAGAAAACAAAAUACUUUGAAGGCAAAGGCACUGCAUCCACGUAUCCUCUAUUUAAGGAUAAAGGUGACAAGAUUAGUGAUACAGAGGCUUUUGUGGGAGGACUCCUGUUGCGGUUCCUUCAGAUAGUGCAGUUCAAUGCCCAUGAGGUCUCCGAGUUUGUGUUAAUAGCACCUAGGACUUUCGAUGGAGCCAAGAAUGAGUCCCUGGGUGCAGCAAUAUACCCGACACUUGCCCUCUUCAACCACUCCUGCCACAGUGCACAAGUCAGACUCUUCAGUGGCAACCAGGUUAUUACUAAGGCAAUCAGACAUGUACGAAAGGGUGAUCUCAUCCCAGAAAACUAUGGACAGAGCUUCACCUCCAAAGUCAAGAGUCAACGAAAGGCUGAGUUAGCAGAUAGAUACUGGUUUGAAUGCAACUGUGAGGCUUGUCAAAAGGACUGGCCAAUGUACAAGGAUAUGACCAAUUCAUAUUUGACCUUCAAAUGUCAUAAAUGCCAAGGUCCCCUACCUGUCGACACUGAUAAUCUCAUGAUUCCAUUCAUCAAGUGUGAAAAAUGUGGUGAUCAGACAAACAUUUUGUCUGCACUGAAAAAUCUUCAGAACACUGAACAAACUUUCAGAGCUGCAUGUAAAGAAAUGGAAGCUUAUAAUUUAGAAAAGGCCGAGUCUCUUCUGAUAGAAAAUUUGAAGCAAUUAGAAUCCAGCCUCUAUCCACCGUACAGGGACUACCAUCUCACACAGGAAGCCUACAUGCGUGUCUGUCUCUGCCAGGGAAACUACAAGGUCAAGUCUCUUAAAACAGAGGAGUAGAUACACUUGGAUAAUUUGGUAAGAGUAAAGAAUCUUGAAAUUCCAAAUCUAUAGGUGAUGAUUAUGUUAAUUGUAUAUAUACAUGAUGAUGAUAUUGAUUGUAUAAUAUACAUAUUUAUAAUGGUAUUAGUUGUAUAUAUAUACAUAAUGAUGAUGUCAUUGAUUGUAUGUAUACAUGAUGAUGGUGGUGACUGUAUGUAUACAUAAUGUUGUGUUCAUAGAUUGCAUAAAUAGAAUUACUGUACUUUGUAAUGUAUUUAUUACUCUGAAUGCAGUCAUAUAAAAAUGUAUUUCAGAAUUUGAAGAUAAAUUUAAACUAUUUAAUGUACAAGUAAAGUGUGUGUGUGUCUGACUGUCAAAUUUUUUUUCAGAGAAAAGAAAAUAUUAAAGUAGACAUGCUUUGUCGAACGCUUUAUACUGUAUAUAAUAAAAUUUAAGCUUUGAAUUUAUAUAAUGCAUUUGCUAGCUUUACUUCUCGUCUCAGACUAAUACUUUCCAAAUGUGGAUAUGUUCAUUGAAGAGGCAUAGAAAGGCAGGUAGUUGAAGUAUUACUAGUGAUAUUAUUGAAGAGCUAAUUUGGGUAUUAUGUCUUGCCUAAUAUAUUAACAAAUACAUUGAAUUUGUCAUCUUCUAAAAUACUUUCAGUAUCCUGGUGCUCUAAGUUAGAUUAACAAUUAAAAAAACAGCUUUAUUUUGAGUUUAAUUAAAUAUUCAUAGCCAUUAGUGAUUAUCAAUGAGCUGUUCUCUCAGAGGAUUCAUAAUACAGUAUUUGAAUGAAUAGAAUGGAAGAUAAAAUUAUACGCAUUUUAAUGGUUGCUAUGUACAGUAUUAAAACUUUAUUUUCAUAAAAUAUAGUUUCUUGCAUAUAUGAAUGGAUAAAAGGAGGUUAGACUGCAAAUCUGCAUUCAUUUUAUUUGACUUCAUGCGAGCUGCAGAUAUUCUACUUGGCAUACUUGGAUGAUGCUAAAUCAGAUCCUCAGACCGGUAUAUAGUAACAAGUAACUCAUAAUGAAGACUGUCCUUGUAAAAGACUUGUUACAAAACUGUACCUUUGUUGUAUCAUAAGAUAUCUGAAUUGUGAAAAAGAUUCUGUUGGGUGUGAGCAACCUUUCUCUGUAACAGUACUGUUAUAUACUUGCACAUAAUUUCCAACUCAGAGUCAAAUUAUUUUGCUGUAGUACAAUUGCUUUAUAUAUGGUACAAUUAUACAAUUAUUUUUGUUUUCCACGGGCAUUUUUUUUUUCAGUGGAAUAAAUAAAUACAAUUAGGACACUUUAGUAAAUUGCCCUUUUAAGUGCUUAAUAUAUAUAUUCCACAUAUUGGCAGAAUGUAUCAAGAUUUACUCUCGGAAUCUCACUAAAUUCCUCUUAAUUCAAUAUUAUGUUUGGAAAUUCAACAGUGAAUGUUUAUAUGAUGUAAAUCAGUGUGUAACAGGACUUAGCAUUAAUCAGUGCCGGGAUGUUUUUUGCUGAUGUUAACUCACAGGAGAGAGAAAGAGAGAGCGCGCAGUCAUUUGUCACUCAUUACCUGUUCGUGCAUAUUUAAUCAUUUGCAGAUUGGGGUAUCAUUAAUUGUAAGGAAUACAUUGAAAUACAAAAGUUAUGCUGCUGAUGUUAUACCUGUUGAUGAUUCUGAGGAUCAAUGUCCCCAUGGCCAGGGCUGUGACCAGGCCUCCUGCUAGGUUCUCCAGACAACCAAACUGUUCAACGCUGCUGCUCAUAUUGUGUUGUGUGUUUCCAUGCUUGCCUUUCUAUGCACAUCUUAGGUUAGUAUAGUGUAUAUUAUGUUGUACAGUAUUUGUUUAUUAAACAAAAUUAUAAAAAAUGUAACAUCUUCUGCUCAAUUUCAAAAUGUGCAAGUAUAAAAACUCACAAUGGGUACAAUCUUAUUGAGCUCUAAAUGUAUGUCAGUCAACAAAUUCAUGACGCCAUGAAGUUUUUUGUUUAUUAAUACUUUAAAAGGGUUGAAUCUGUUUUUUUCAUUUUUUGUCUUGUUUUAAAAAACUAAAAUUGAUAAUGGGGAGCAUUUCCUUUCAUCUACUUUAUUGUGUGAUCAUCUAUUGACAUCAGAGAACACAUAAUGGUCUUUUCCACAACAAGUAAAUUUAAUUACUUCAUAUUCAUCAGCCCAGCUAACACUAAUUAAACUUAAAAUUCUUUAGUUUGAAGUAACAAAAAUCAUAUAAAAUACAUUUACAGCAUAAAAGUUUAGUGUAAUGCAUGACAUAAAUAUUUGUUUGGGCUGUGCAAUAACAAAUCAUGAACUUCAGUGUUCACAGAGAAUGACAAAAAUUGUAGUUCUUCACUCAUGACAAAUUUUCUAUGUAUAAGGAAUGUAUUAGAACAAAUUAGAUCUUCUAGUUUAGUAAAUUAGAUCAUCUGACAUAGAAAUGAUUUCAGUGAGUGAAAGAGAAUAGUUGGUUCACUGCCCCAAUGAUUGAAACAUAUCUUUCUGUGCCAGUUGUAAGAUAUGCUGGGUGUAAAUAGGCAUUGUAUUAGGUGGCAUUUUGUCACCUGUCACUCCAUUGUAUUAGGUGGCAUCUCGUCACUGGUCAUACUAUUUGAUACCCCUUGUCAUAGAAAACCAAUCAAAAUGUUCAUAUUGCAUUAAAUGAAUUUAAGUAGUAUGCUUGAUAUUUGCUGUGCAGUUGUAUUCAAAAGGGGAUAUCAUAUGUGUCCAUAAUACUGCAAGGAUUGUAAUGAGCAUUGUACCAAAAUAAAGAGAAUACUGUGAAAGCGUGCCAUAUGAAUUUAGAAACGUAUACUGUAAUAGUUUUCUUCAUCUUGUCUGUCACAUAUAUGAUAAGCGGCUUGUUUAUGUAUAAUAGAAUUAUCGGUAAUAAGAUACAUGCAGUAGUUUUAACACUACAAGUUCAUUAAAUUUUACAAUAAGUCAGUUUGUCUUUUUGAUGUUAAGCUUCCAAAGGCUGUAUAUUCAAUGAACUGUAAAAGAAAUGCAGCCAAAAUGAAUUUGGCAUUACUGAAGCAUUGUUUCCUAUUGUACUAUCCCAUUUCUGAGUAAGAAAUAUAUUUAGUGCCAAAUGUUUUAGGUUUGAGUCCUGUGCAAUUCAUAUUGUGUGUAAAUCUGUAAUGGAAACUUGGGAAACACUAUCAUGAAAUUAUUCUGUAUAAAUUACAAUACUGUAAUUAAUAUUAUUUUAAUUUAUACAGAAAAAAUUAUGAUUCUUUAUAUUUUAUUUUAUGAACCUACACAUGUAAUAAGAUUUAAAAAAUAAUAAUCUUGUUCAUUGUGAAAAUUUAUACUGUUUUCAUAAGCUGCUUAUGCUUUAGUACUGAAUCUAUAAUAGAUCUACAGUACAGUACAUAUCUAGAGCUCACAGGAAUAAAGUUUUAAGGGUCUUGAUAGUCAGUAUAUAUAUUUCAUUAAUUUUCAAGUAAAUUACACAACUUGAAAGGCAGAUUUUUAGAUAACCAAAACAAAAUAAAAGCUUAAGAUUGUUUUUUCAAGCAGAUCAGUGUAGAGAAGCAUAGUUUUUAGCUUUUGAUCAUUCACAGCUAGAAGUUGACGUGCUUUUUUUUCUUUUUCUUUAGUUAUACCAAGUUGUUUUUCAAUCUUGAGUGUGUGUGUUAUUUGCAUUAGAAUAUUAGGUCUUGUGCAAAAUAACAGAGCCUCAUUUAAUUUUGAUAUCAAGUUAUCUAUUAGAAUUUAGGCAAUAAACUUCUCAAGUGUUUUAAUCAGUGACUUAAUCUACAGUGGCACCUCGAUUAACGAGUUUAAUGCGUUCCGGCACCGAGCUCGUCAUGUGGAAAACUCGUCUUGCAAAAUAACAACAAAACUGUCGUCGGAGACGUCCGAGAACCAGCGGGAAUGCUCGUUAAUCGAGCGAAAGCUCAUCUGUCGAGACAUAUUUUCUGCGAGUGGCUUGCUCGUUACUCAAAAUGCUCGUAACUGGAACCACUCAUCACUCAAGGGUCCACUGUAUCUGUAUUACCUGGAAGGUCUACUACUGUUACAUAUUUAUUUUACCAAAACCCAUCUUUAUGCAAAACUGAAAUACUGUAGGACAAUGAGAUUUUUUUUUUUUUUUUUUUUUUUUUACAUAUUUGGUUUGAAUAGAUCAUAUAUAAUUUUAAUUUUUGUUAUUUUUAAAGAUGGAGUUUGGGCUUGACUCCAGCUAUGAUAGAUAAAUGAAUGAUUACAAGUAUUGAAGGUAUCUGUCGUGCCAGCAAACAAUCUUUCCUCAGGCUAAGUGUCUCCUGUAGCACAGUGGUAAACAAACUUUCCCAAUCUUGAUUUUGGAAACAAUUAAAUUUACAUCAUUUAUCUAAUUUUUCUAGUCAAUGCUGUAGCAACUUCCUUAUAUCUUGUGCCUGGCUUCUGUAAUAGUAUUUAUUCUGUUAAUAAUUCAGAUAAAUGCUCUUUUGGAUAAUGUGGAUUGUCUUAUGAUGAUGUGAAUGCAUUAGUAAUUAUAAUACUAUUUACAUUAACAUUUUAUAAAACUCCCAACAAGAUGCUUUGUCGUUUUAGUGUGUUUUGGCAAUCUUCAGGCGGUGGUGCCAUACAUAGGCUUGGUAAAUCCAACUUAUGUUGUUAAAUUUUAAACUGUGUGUUCCAUUUUGUGGAACUAUGUAGCUUAUUCCUUUUCAAAAGUUUGUUUACCGUGAGCAUUUUUAGACAUUUUUUGUAUUUAAUUAUGCCUUACAUAGUGCCUUUUGUACACUGUAAUACAGCCUGACUCUGAUUAAAAGGAAGGUUUCUGUUGA